AUGUUGAAGAGAUUAGCCAAGAGAAAAGCUGACCAUGAGCAACUGUCGGACGAUCCUGGGGCGUUAACCAAGGAAAACAAUACCAAGAAGAAGAGGACUAGUACGAAUAGACGCCUUUCACGACUUGAAGAGUACAACGAAGAUGAGGGCCGAGAAAGUAGCCGAAAUUUUCAACGAUGGGCCGAGAUUUUCGAGGGCAAUACCAAAGGCGAAGUUACGAAGUCGAAGGCUUUCAUCAAGAACUUUGGAGCGAAAGUUAAGAAGCAGACAGAUAAGGUGCGAGAGUAUAUUCAAGAACAGGAGAAACAACUCGCUCAGACCAAUGGUAAACUCGUAGAAACCUUUGGACAGCUUUACUCAAAUACCGUUCUCUCUCAUGAAUCACACGGCGAGGCACGUAACCCAACCAAGGAGGGCCAUAUCUUAUUCCAAGAUGCGCGGUCCAUCAUCUCAGGAAGCUAUGCAUUGCUCAGAAAGUUCAAGGAGACGGACGAGCAACUUAAGAGUUAUAAGUUGGAGCUUCCCACCGCGAAAUGGAAACAGGAUAAGCAGGAUAUGAAAGACCUUCUCUCUUGCGGCCGCGAGUACGGAGAGAAACUCGUCGAGGAUAAGCUUAGGCCAGAAGCUCACAUACUUGGCCAGCCCGAUAGAUACAAGGACAAUGAAAAGGAGAGCAUGGCUUCAGAUCUCUUUAAAGAGAGCCGCAUGGCGCUAGACGGGGAUACUUGGGGUACGGUUGCGGCGGAGCAAGUCAAGAAAUUCACGGCUAUCGCGAAGUCUGUUCCCUUGAGAGAACAGGAAAGAGUAAGGCGUCUAUCGCGGGGACAAUAGAAGAGCAUAUUGAGAAUUUGUGAUGAUAGAAUGUAACUGGCUGUAUUAGCUUGUAUCAUGGAGCAUUAGACUGCCUAGGUAAAUGUUGCUAUAACUAUCAACCUCGAGUUUCUUGA
Daldinia vernicosa is the source of this 947-nucleotide messenger RNA. RefSeq lists its product as uncharacterized. The record is from RefSeq and is a predicted model, not a curated record. The transcript is spliced from 4 exons. The coding region runs from base 1 to 831 and encodes 276 amino acids. Lineage: Eukaryota; Fungi; Ascomycota; Sordariomycetes; Xylariales; Hypoxylaceae.